CAUAACAUUUGUUCAAGUUUGAAAAAUCACUUGAUUUGUUUCUAACUUUUUAAAUAUAAAAUCAAUAAUUGAUGUCUCAUAACAGAACUUUAAUAUUACUUACCGAUACAAUAAAAUACAAUGAUAAUAGUGACUCCAGUAGUUGGAGUGAUAUGAGUUUUGUAAAAUCAGAAUCAUCUGAAGACGACGAUGAAGAUGAUAGGUUAUUUUUUCCAUUGAUGCACUAUUUAUCACGAUUACGAAGAAAGAGAUUAGACGAAUAUUUACACAUGGUGGAUUCAUGGUCUGAUUCUGAAUUUAAGAAUCGUUUACGCCUUUCUCGUAAAACUGCAUACACCCUUAUUGAUGAAUUAGAAAAGUCUGGAUUUAUAGCACAACACAAAUUUGGUUUAAAGCCUCUGGAACCAAAGUUGUGUUUUUAUAUAUUCUUGUCAUUUAUUGCAAAUACUGAACCUCUAACACCAAUUGCAACAAGAUUUGACAUUUCAGUCUCAUCAGCUUUUCGAGUAAUAAGAAGAGUAGUAGCUUGGUUACUGACAAAAUUGAAUGAUGUUAUAAAAUGGCCUGCAAACUACACAGAAAUACAGACAACUUGUGAUGAUUUUCAAACUAAAACAGGAAUAUCCGAUGUAUUGGGAGUAAUUGAUUGUAUGCAUAUAAAGAUUGAAAAGCCAAAAAAUGCAGCAGCUUAUUAUAAUUCUAAAGGAUAUUUUUCACUUAUAUUACAAGCAACAUUUGAUGCAAAUAUGAGGUUUAUUAAUGUUUAUUGUGGAGAACCAGGAUCAUCAAGUGCUGCCAGAGUGUUAAGAAAGUCUCCACUAUACCAGACAGCAUGUCAGAAUAGAGAAAGAUUAUUGCCACAGAAUACUUUCCUCAUUGGACAUUCAGGGUACUCCUCACUACCUUGGCUUAUGGGACCAUUUAGGGAAAGUAAUAGAUUAACAGUGCAACAAAGAGAGUUCAAUACAUUACAUGCCUCUGCAAGAAUAGUUAGCAAGAAAGCAUUUAAGCUCCUAAAGAAUAGAUUUAAGAGAGUAAAAUAUUUUGCGGUAUAUAGAAAUAUUGCUUUUAUCAUAGAUACUGUUGUAGCAGCAUGCAUUUUACACAACUAUUGUGUCAGUGAAAAUGACCAUUUUAAUCUGACUGAUUCAUGAAGAAAUGAACAAUUCACAUUUGG
Molecule: messenger RNA, 1177 nt
Organism: Papilio xuthus (Asian swallowtail)
Lineage: Eukaryota; Metazoa; Arthropoda; Insecta; Lepidoptera; Papilionidae
Product: putative nuclease HARBI1
Exons: 2
Coding region: 72-1154 (360 amino acids)
Source: RefSeq, a predicted model, not a curated record